UAAUCGUAAAGAGUUGUAAAUAAUGUAACCAGUUUUAGUCGCGUUUUAAUUUUUUUUUUUAUAUAUAAAAGUAAAGUUUAUGCAGCCGUACCGCCCACACGUGUGAAUUAAUUAAAAAAAUGAGUAUACAGGAUGAAAGUUUCCCCCACGAUGAACUUUUCGAAAUGGACUUAUCGCCAACGCCACCACAUCAUCGAAUUCAAUUUCCACACCGCUUGCGAGAACGUCAACAACAAGGGCACAGUGGUGACAGCAUCAAAAGCCCACUAACGCUUGUACACAAUCUCAGCGUCUCCAGCUCAUCGGCCGAUCAGACUAUAUCCUCAGCCGAAUCAGCCUCAGAGCAGCGCACUCAGCCCGCUGGUUUGGCGACCUUGGCAAGCGACGAACGCAUGGUUAAGAGCGAUCAAACUGGGCUUUCCACUGGUGGUGGCGUAGGCGAUGCGCACCAUCUGCCAGAGCAUGACCGCAAGUCUUACUCUUACCAUGAUAUUCACUCGCAGUAUACGAAGCGUCGCUUCAAGCACGUCGAGAGCAAAGUCGGACAAUAUAUAGCAAAUAUACGUAGCGAAGAUGAACGACGCCGCAAGCUAGCGAAAUUUCAAAGACACAGUUCGAUGCCCGAGGUGCUGGUACACGAACCGCUGCCGCGGAAGACGGCAAUGCAGUUGCAUCGCGGUGUGACUUUAACAGCCGCAAGGUUGAAUGAAGCGCUUGUGGGCGUAAUCGAUGCAGUCGACGAAGAGGAGCAGGAGGUGGAGGAAGAAGUGGAGGCGGAGCCCGAUGCCAGCGCAGACUGGUCUGCCAGCAACGUAACAGCAAUAACUACAGGUACCAUUUCCACACAAAGCGGCAGUGGCGCGGCUGACGAAGAAGACGUCUACAUUGAUAAGAGCACAUACGCGCUGCUGUUGGAUGAGCGCGAUCGCUUAAAAUCUUACAAUGACUACCAGCAAUCGAAACUGGACGAAAAGCAGAGCGAAAUUACGCGCCUCAGACAAAAUGUGGACUUCUUGCGCGUGCGUCUGAGCACAGCCGAAGAUCAGCUCAAGAAAACUCAGUGUGGUCGUUACACAUUGCAUGGGACUUCACUCUCAGGUUCGUUGGGUGGCUAUGGGCAGUUGGGACGACAGCCGUCGCAGAGUUUGCUCCACUGCGCGGCAAAGAGUACGAAGGCGACGCAGACAGAUUGCGAGCGAAGCCGAUCGCCACCACCAGCUCCACCGCCAUCACCUUCACCGCUAAAUAUUGGGCUACCGCACGACCACGGAGACGGCGAUGACGAGCUGCAUGUUUUUGUGACACCUAACACGCCGGAUGCGAAUAACAAUUUAUGCAGCGGAGAUGGCACAAUGGAGGUGUGCGGUCGAAAUGCUAAGAACGUGGCGGCUAUACAACCAAUGUCGCUUUAUUUCAGCAGCUGCACGGAGGAGAGUGCCGAAAGGCGAACGGCGAAGGAGAGUGUCGCAUUGCGCAGGCGCAGCAAUUCCCUUAAGGUCCGACAGCAGCAGGCUGAACCGAGCAAAGCAAGCGGUAGUGGCAGCGGCACGUCCCAACACAACUCGCGCACCAGUCAACCGAGCAGCUCAGAUUCAGCCAUUGAGGUAGAAGUGAUCGACUUGUCAUCGUCGCCGAAACCGGCACGCCGUAAGCGUUAUAGCACCGAUCGAGAUGGGCGUGGAACAAUUGCACCGAAAAUUCGGCCACUAAAAUACAAUCACGAUCCGCGCACACCCUCGCCCAUGGGCUUAUGUAUUGAGCGUUGUCCCAAUAGCACUGCUGUUGAUAUCUCUGACACGCCAGAGGUGCAAGGCCCUCGCAAGUUGGCCGCAAAAAGGAGUGCUGGUGGCCGUCGCAAGUCUAUUUCUCGCCGUUGGUUUUAUUUGCUCGGCAGUUGCAUGCGUUGCAGCAAUCGGCAACAGACAGAGAGCGAGCAGUACGCUCUUCAACAGACUUAUACCCAAGUUCCGCUACUGGAGAAUACUUUUGAGCGUAGCGGCAUACAGGUGCGUUCUAACUAAGGCGAGAUGCCUCUUUGAGUUUAAUGUUUUAUUAUAUUUUUUAGUCAUAAUUUGUUAAGAUCUUUAUUUCGUGUUUAAAAUUGAAGUUCACGUUUUUUUUUUGUUUUUGAUAUUGCCAAGUUUAAUUUUAUGUAAUUAAUUAUUUAUUGUUUAAGGGUUUCUUCCUAUUUUUAUGUUAGUGUUUUAAAUAAUAUUAUCUCCUCCAAAAUCUGU
Rhagoletis pomonella (apple maggot) is the source of this 2234-nucleotide messenger RNA. RefSeq names its product protein swallow-like. The transcript has 2 exons. Lineage: Eukaryota; Metazoa; Arthropoda; Insecta; Diptera; Tephritidae. The coding region runs from base 120 to 2021 and encodes 633 amino acids. The record is from RefSeq and is a predicted model, not a curated record.